CGUCGCGGAAAAUCGCAGGAAAAUCUCUUUUGAUUUUAUUUCAUCGCAGCAAUCGAUCCUCCCUCGAUGUAUAUAUAUUCGUGCACAUAUAUAUGUGCGAUUGAGAGUUGAGGCACCUUUGUUUUUUUUUUUAUUCAAUGUUGAUCCCGUGAACACGCGAAUCAGACGCAAUAAACAGCGGAAACGUCGUGACGUCGAAGCGCCGAUCAUUCUUGGAACACGCGCGCAGAAAUUCUAUUCUAACCUCUACUCCAUCCCUCGACGAUGUCAUCGAGCGUCGCUGGACUAUCUGUCACCGUCGAGUUCGGGGGUGGGGCGGAAUUACUGUUCGACAAGAAGAAGAGGCACGAGCUGAACUUACCUGGCGAUGAAUGGACCCUGAAGCGACUGCUGUUCUGGUUAAGAGAUAACCUCCUGACGGAGCGGCCGGAACUCUUCAUGCAAGGUGACACGGUGAGGCCGGGAAUUCUUAUUCUGGUAAACGACGCCGACUGGGAGUUGCUGGGUGAAGGCGAUUAUAAACUAUGUCCGCGGGAUAAGAUUCUCUUCAUCUCAACAUUACAUGGAGGAUAGAAGGUACCAUAUUUUUAAUAUAUUGAAAAUCCACAAUAAGUGCGAUUCACUCAUAUUUCAUGGAAUUUUUUUUUAUAUAGUAUAUAAAGAAUUUUAUAUGUAUUUCAAGUCGAGAGAAUA
Molecule: messenger RNA, 693 nt
Organism: Camponotus floridanus (Florida carpenter ant)
Lineage: Eukaryota; Metazoa; Arthropoda; Insecta; Hymenoptera; Formicidae
Gene: Urm1
Product: ubiquitin-related modifier 1
Exons: 5
Coding region: 265-573 (102 amino acids)
Biological process (GO): protein urmylation; tRNA thio-modification
Cellular component (GO): cytoplasm; nucleus
Molecular function (GO): protein tag activity
Source: RefSeq, a predicted model, not a curated record